Molecule: messenger RNA, 1107 nt
Organism: Cooperia oncophora
Lineage: Eukaryota; Metazoa; Nematoda; Chromadorea; Rhabditida; Trichostrongylidae
Source: the annotation of a GenBank genome assembly
AUGUGUAACCCUCACCAAAAAUUGUUGUUUCAGAUGGUCUGGUGCCGGUUACUGGGUCUGGCCACCCUGGUCACAUUUGUGACAUCAGCGGCACAAAAGACAGAUGAUCUGGAAUGUAUGUUCCUUGGCUAUCCAGAUCUGGAAUAUGACGGAUUUGAUAGAACAGAAGUGUUGACAGAGAAGAACUUCAACAAGACUGUCUUUGCUGAAGAUGCAAAGUCCGUCGUGUUCUUCAACGAUGUCGAAGAAGACGAUCCAGAAUUGGACCAAUACGAGUGUUUCAUGCAGCUUUCCGCACAGAUCAUGACAAAACGCGGGUACAAUUUCUUCACUGUGAAUACUACAAAGGAAGUGAAGCUUAGGAAACAAGAGGAGGUAGAUAAAGGCGAGGACACGAUUCAUGUUUACAAGGACGGCUUCAAGAUCGAGUAUCACGGUGUCCGCGAUCCAGAAACGUUCGUUGGAUGGAUGAUGGAUAUCCCCGAUGAUCCGGUCACCAUCAUCAACGACGAGCACGAUUUGGAAGAGUUUGAAGAUCUUGAAGAUGAAGUUGUAAGAAUCAUUGGAUAUUUCGAGCCCGGUUCUGCAGCUCUGAAAGAGUUCGAGGAGGCCGCCGAAGACUUUAUGGGCGAAAUCGAGUUCUUCGCUGUUGUCACCUCAAAGUGGGCUCGUAAGGUUGGACUAAAACGGGUUGGCGAAGUGCAGAUGCUUCGACCAUUCGAAGAAGAUCCACUUUUUGCUCCAUCAUCUGCUGAUACAGAAGAAGAAUUCGAGGAUUGGGUCGAGAAGCAUAGAGAGCCUGUGAUGCAAAAGUUAACUCUCGAGAAUUAUUUCAACGUUUGGAAGGAUCCAGAAGAAGAUGAGCGUCUGAUUCUCGCGUUCGUCGACGAGGAAACCCGUGAGGGACGUGCCAUGAAGAAACUUCUUGACAAAAUUGCUGACGAAAACGCUGAACAUGCUGGUACCCUGGAAAUCGUACUGAUCGAUCCUGAUGAGUUCCCAUUGAUGGUUGAUGUAUGGGAAGAUAUGUUCGGUAUCGACAUCGAAGAAGGCCCACAAAUCGGUCUCGUUGACAUUUCUGAGGUUAGUAUGACGAGACUUCUCUAG